AUGGCUAAGCUGCUCGAUGGCAAAGUAGCAGCAAUCACUGGCGCCGUGACCGGCAUCGGACGCGCAAUAGCACUGGAGUACAUCAGACAAGGCGCGGGUGUGGCUGUAAACUACUUCCCAGAUGACAAGUCAGCAUCCCAGUAUAAGGCUCUGCAAGAAGAAGCAGGGAAAGAUGCGAGGUUGGUCGGCGUGCCUGGAGACAUCUCAAACCCGGAAACGGGACAAGAGCUUGUAAAGAAAGCGGUCGACUCGUUUGGAGGAAGGCUGGAUAUCUUUGUGAGCAAUGCGGGAGUAUGCCAGUUCGCUGACUUCCUGACGAUGUCUCCUGACCUCGUGAACCUCACCAUCUCCACCAACCUUAACGGCGCCUUCUUCGCGGUACAAGCUGCUGCACAACAGAUGGCGAGACAGGAGCCAUCGGGAGGCAGUAUCAUCGGCAUAUCUUCCAUCUCUGCGCUUGUUGGUGGUGCAGGCCAGACGCAUUAUACACCCACCAAGGCCGGCGUAUUGUCGCUUAUGCAAAGCACAGCAUGUGCUCUUGGCAAAUAUGGCAUCCGUUGCAACGCUUUGCUGCCGGGCACAAUCCGAACACAGCUUAACGACGAAGACCUGGCAGACCCGGAUAAGCAGAAAUACAUGGAAGGCCGGAUACCGCUCGGUCGCUUGGGCAAGACGCAAGAUCUUGCUGGUCCAGCGGUGUUCUUGGCGAGCGACCUUAGCGAGUAUGUGACUGGCGCGCAAUUACUGGUCGAUGGUGGACUGUUCGUCAACUUGCAAUAG
Molecule: messenger RNA, 780 nt
Organism: Baudoinia panamericana UAMH 10762
Lineage: Eukaryota; Fungi; Ascomycota; Dothideomycetes; Mycosphaerellales; Teratosphaeriaceae
Exons: 3
Coding region: 1-780 (259 amino acids)
Molecular function (GO): oxidoreductase activity, acting on the CH-OH group of donors, NAD or NADP as acceptor
Source: RefSeq, a predicted model, not a curated record